AUGGUGUUGACAGUUAUCCCCAUGCCAGGUAGCCGGAAGCGACAAGCUUCAAUGGAUCUUGACUAUCCAUCGAAGAGACAAGAGGGCCCCGAUAGCAUGAACCCUACCUUGUCAGACUCUGAGUCAACCCACAAUACAUUCAUGGACACAUCCAUCGCUUUGAUGUGCGACAAUCCCGACCAUUCCGUCUCCACUGAUACCUCUGUUGGGACACUUGGUUACCAAACUGCCCAAUUCUUUGCCUCCUGUUGCGCCAUUGCCCUUAGUCCUCUCUUAGCAACCUCAACCGAGAAUGGUGUUUCUUCUCUUUCGGAAUAG
Messenger RNA from Penicillium taxi, 318 nucleotides. RefSeq lists its product as uncharacterized. The record is from RefSeq and is a predicted model, not a curated record. NCBI's taxonomy places the organism in Eukaryota, Fungi, Ascomycota, Eurotiomycetes, Eurotiales, Aspergillaceae. The coding region runs from base 1 to 318 and encodes 105 amino acids. The transcript has a single exon.